UUCGCAAGCGGACCCGUGGAGACUCAGUUAUUCGCCUUUUUGUUUUUGCUCAUGAUGUCCUUAAAAGACAAACAGUGACACGGUUUGAGUCAAUGUUGCUGCGACUGGUGCGCUCUGCACACGCCUGGGUCAUGCUCUGCACCUGACAGCCCUUCAGAGACACUUUUGAGUUUAGACUUGAACAGGAGGAAAACUUAGCAUCGCCCCGAGAAGUUGUCCACUGCCGCGGACUCUUCGCACACGGACUGUUGUUCGCUGCUCCGAAUUGUAAAUCUUUGUUUUUUCCAGCUUUAAGCUGCACCACAGAGGCGAAACGGCGACCUCAGUCGAUUACCUUUCCUUCCUUUGCUAUCCAAUGGAUAUUCACUGCAAAGCAGACCCCUUCUCGGCGAUGCACUGGCACGGCGGUGUGAACCAGCUCGGCGGGGUGUUUGUGAACGGCAGGCCCCUCCCGGACGUGGUGAGGCAGCGGAUCGUGGAGCUGGCCCACCAGGGGGUCCGGCCCUGCGACAUCUCCAGACAGCUACGGGUCAGUCACGGCUGUGUCAGCAAAAUCCUCGGCAGGUACUAUGAAACCGGCAGUAUUAAACCCGGAGUCAUUGGAGGCUCCAAACCAAAGGUUGCAACUCCGAAAGUGGUGGAUAAAAUAGCUGACUAUAAGCGCCAGAACCCAACCAUGUUCGCUUGGGAGAUAAGGGACCGACUACUGGCUGAGGCCGUCUGCGACAACGACACCGUCCCCAGCGUUUCAUCCAUCAACAGGAUUAUCCGCACCAAAGUCCAGCAGCAAUUCCACCCGUCCCCCGACGGAUCCGUGACGCCGCUCUCCACGCCCGGCCACACCAUAGUGCCCAGCACAGCUUCUCCCCCUGUGUCCAGCGCCUCCAACGAUCCCGUAGGUUCCUACUCCAUCAACGGCAUUCUGGGUAUCCCUCGCUCCAACGGCGAGAAGAGGAAACGAGACGAAGUUCACUGGAGUGGCAACCACAUGGAUGGAAGGAAAAUAGGACAUUAUGGCUCUGAUGGCUCAGGCCCCGGCAGCGACUCUCAGGGCAGCGUGGAGAGUUUAAGGAAGCACCUGCGGGCGGACGCCUUCACCCAGCAGCAGCUGGAGGCCCUGGACCGUGUGUUCGAACGUCCUUCUUACCCUGAUGUCUUCCCUACCCCAGAACACAUCAAACCUGAACAGGCGAAUGAAUACUCACACCCAUCCCUGAACGGCGGCCAUGAUGACGUGAAGCCGAGCCUCUCCUCCAGCGCCAGCUCCGACCUCGCCUCCAGUGUCUCCCAGAGCUACUCUGUUGUGACAGGUCGAGACAUGGCCAGCACCACCCUACCUGGCUACCCGCCUCACGUCCCCCCCACUGGGCAAGGCAGCUACUCCACCUCCACACUCGCUGGAAUGGUUCCUGGAGGGGACUUUUCUGGAAACCCUUACUCUCAUCCACAAUACACCACAUACAACGAUGGAUGGCGGUUCAGCAAUCCAGCAUUACUAAGUUCCCCUUAUUAUUAUAGUGCCGCGUCCCGUGGCUCCGCACCACCCACUGCUGCCACGGCCUACGACCGCCACUAG
Molecule: messenger RNA, 1576 nt
Organism: Trematomus bernacchii (emerald rockcod)
Lineage: Eukaryota; Metazoa; Chordata; Actinopteri; Perciformes; Nototheniidae
Gene: pax2a
Product: paired box 2a
Biological process (GO): regulation of transcription by RNA polymerase II; anatomical structure development
Molecular function (GO): DNA-binding transcription factor activity, RNA polymerase II-specific; RNA polymerase II cis-regulatory region sequence-specific DNA binding
Source: RefSeq, a predicted model, not a curated record